Molecule: messenger RNA, 1277 nt
Organism: Gilbertella persicaria
Lineage: Eukaryota; Fungi; Mucoromycota; Mucoromycetes; Mucorales; Choanephoraceae
Exons: 9
Coding region: 6-1253 (415 amino acids)
Biological process (GO): Golgi organization; proteasome-mediated ubiquitin-dependent protein catabolic process; membrane fusion
Cellular component (GO): cytosol; nucleus
Molecular function (GO): ubiquitin binding
Source: RefSeq, a predicted model, not a curated record
GUUCAAUGUCCGCAUCGUGCCAUUCAAUGCAUGUUUGCGUAAUACGCGUCUUUUUAUUUUUCGCUUUUUCUUUUUAUUUCUAUAUUAUGAGCGAACAUAGUGAUCUUAUUUCUCAGUUCGUUAGCAUGACAUAUGCAAACGAAUCUCAAGCUAAAUUCUAUUUAGAAAUGAGUGAUUGGAAUUUACAGGCCGCAGUAACUCAAUUCUAUGACAGUGAAGGUGGUAGUGCUACUACACCUCCCGCUCAAUCAUCUCCUCAGUUACAAAGACAAGCCCCCACACAACCUACUACUGUGGGUUCAAGUACUACACCAGCCAAAAGAAAGCCAGCACCCACUACAUCAUCCAAGAUUCGUACAUUGAAUGAUCUUUCUUCUUCAAAUACACAUGACGACUCAAGUGAUGAAGAUCAUGAGAAUCUAUAUGCAGGUGGUGAAAAGAGUGGUAUGGUCGUUCAAGGACCCAAUAAGCGUGCUGGUGACAACAAUUUGGUGGACCAGAUCUUAAGAAAGGCAGCUGAAGGUGGACAUGCUUCUGAAGAAGCACCCAAGAAGACACAAAAGAAGCCUUCUUACACAGGUACUGGCUAUAGACUAGGUAGUGAAGAUGAACCUUCUACUGCUGUUCAACCUGCUUCUCCAGUAGCACCUGUUGAUCAAGAAGAAGAAGAAGAAGAGCCUGAAUCUGUUACUCGUAACUUGACAUUCUGGCGCAAUGGGUUCAGUGUCGAUGAUGGUCCAUUGUAUGCUUAUGCUGAUCCUGCUAACCAAGAAAUGUUGAAUGCUAUCAAUACUGGUCGUGCUCCUCUUUCAUUGCUCAAUGUCAGACAUGGGCAGCCUGUUGAAGUCCGUGUUGUAAAGCGCCAAGAUGAAGACUAUACACCUCCUCCCAAGGCUCCUGCCAAGCCAUUCUCUGGCACUGGUAACCGUCUUGGCAGUCCUGCUACUUUUGCUUCUUCUCCUCCACCUGGUAGUUUCCCUGCUUCUACUAAUUCGCAUGCAAGCGCACCUACAGUAGAUGCAUCGCAACCUACAACAAGUAUUCAAAUUCGUCUUGCUGAUGGCACAAGAUUGAUUGCUAAAUUGAAUCAUACACACACCAUUGCUGAUGUGCGUCAAUUUAUUGAAUCAUCUCAACCUACAACAAGAUCUUAUGUAUUGCAAACUACUUUUCCUGUUAAAGAAUUAACAGACAAUAAUCAAACGGUAAAAGAAGCAGGUUUAUUAAACAGUGUCAUUGUUCAACGUUUUUAAUAAAUAAAAAGAGAGAAGGGUGGU